UGGCAGUACAACUCCUCCCGCCGCCGCCAGUCGAGUGUCCAGAACGAGAAUGGCAUGUGCGUGGGGCGAAGCAGGUGACGAAUGCUGUCCGUACGUGACGAUCAUCGGCACAAGUAUUGCGAGUGUGCUCGCGAGUGUCGGAUGCAUGGCGCUGGCGUUGUACAUUUGGCAGCCCCGCGUGACGCCGUCGAUGCCUUCCGCACAGGACGACGGCCCCGUGCGUAUCACAUUGCCGCAACAUCUCUCAGCAGGCAGUCACUCAACGCCCAUGGCACUCGACAUCCACAUCUAUCCUCCUGCCACCGGCAUCACGGCGACCACGACGUCCAACAUGUCGAAUGACAUCGUGAUGCUUCCAAGCUCGUCUCGACGGCAUAAACAGACGCGAAAAAUGUCCAAGUCGAGACCCGUCUCAUCGUCGUCCACGUCUUCCCACCACCGCCAACCCAGCUUACGACCGACCCAGGACCAACCAUAUCAUCAUCACCAUCAUCCCAUGGACUCGAUCAACAACUACUUCUCGACCGGUCGCCCAUCCUCUGCGUCCUACAGGCAGUCGACCGUCGUCUCCCACUUCUCGACGUAUGCGUUUAGCGAACUGUCGUCGGAAGCGUCCAACAACAAUGCGAGCAGUGUCGAGGCCACGUCCACGUACAUCCCCAUCAUGGACGAGCCGCGCCAUGUCUGCGACGGGUACGACCCCCGUCGCCUGUCGUCUCGUACAUCCCACGAGUCCUCUCAAUUCGUGGACACGUCGUCCCAAGUGUCCUCGAACGCCAGCUUCCUCACCACGACCAAGUCGUUUGAGAAAUUAUCGCUUGCAUCCAAAGCGGACGACGAUAGCUCUAGACAAGCUCGGUCGACCAAACCAUCGACCUCUACUCGUCCAGAGAAUGCUCGCCGGUUGUCGACGCGGGCGCGGGUCGACUCGGACAUGUUGUCGUCGAUGACGGGGACGCCGUUUGUCGUCCCAGAAGAUGCAGCGUUAUCCGUCGUGAGCUCCACCGCGGCUCAAGUCACAUCAUCUCCACGAGAACGACCCCGUGCUCCUGGUCUCGAUGAUAAUGGUGAUGAUUGUAGUCGUCGUCGUAGUCGCUGGUAGGAGUAGCGCCGGAUGAAUGCAGACCUUUAUUUAGUUGAUGAUCGUGGU
This is a messenger RNA of Aphanomyces astaci, 1150 nucleotides long. RefSeq lists its product as hypothetical. The record is from RefSeq and is a predicted model, not a curated record. Lineage: Eukaryota; Oomycota; Saprolegniomycetes; Saprolegniales; Verrucalvaceae. The transcript has 2 exons. Bases 50 to 1102 code for a protein of 350 amino acids.